UAAGUCAGAUCGUCCGCAUCCAUGUUUCUUGUACGACGUUUCGCGGGCAUGAGUUCAAUCAAUCUUUAUAUAAACAUUGUUUAUUGAAUAUUGUUAACGUAAUAUGGAAAAAGUGUGGUGUGUGAUAUUCUUGUUGAUAAAUGUAAAGUUUUUAGUCGCACAAGAAGGGGAAGAAUGCGAAUUAGAGGAAGCGGAAGGUGUGUUCGGGGAAUGCAAACCGACAUAUCUGUGCAGUUACACAGAUCGACUAAUCAAUAAGGAAAAUCAACAACCAACGGUUUGCUUCGCAAACACGACUGACACUUUUGUGUGUUGUCCAAAAACACUCUACCAAACAGGAAUACUUGGAAGAACAUUCUUCGAUUCUAUUAAUGGUCGGCUGACGUACGGUGAUAUUGACUGUCGCUACACUGGCUCGUUCCCGCUCGUAUGCUGCAAGCGGAAGCCAGUGGAGCCCGCCACACGGCUGUACAAUCGUCUCGGAGAGGACUGUGAUCGCAAACCUAAUACGAAGACUGCCGAAGCUUGUAAAGCUUGCUACACAUAUCAGAGGCCUCGUAGUUCAAACAUAGUCUGUCCUGAAGAAGCUGGUAUAAGGAUCGCAGGUGGAGAACCCGCGGAGAUCGAACAGUUCCCGCACAUGGUGGUGUUAGGAACUCGGAUCGAACAGAAACCAAAUCCAUCAUCAGCUGAUAUUGAUUGGAUAGGAGCAGGGACUUUGAUAACAGAAACUUUCGUAUUGACAGCAGCACAUGUACUUUACUCCCCUGAUAAUGGUAAUAUACAAUAUGCUUUAUUGGGCACUUCAAAUAAAACAGACCUUAGGGAUGGCGUGUUAAGAUACAUUGUUCAAAGAAUACGACACAAAUUGUACACCAGCGGUUCACAUAACCACGACAUCGCGUUAGUCGAAUUGGAUUACAGGGUACCGUUAUCGAAGUUCAUACGGCCAGCGUGCUUGCCAGUGGAUGGGAUAGUACCUGACACAAUCCCCACCCUGACGACAGUAGCGGGCUGGGGAAGGACAGGCCAGUAUGCUAAUGCUUCUCAAAAAUUGAUGCAAGGUGAUAUGAGAAUACAAAGUACUAAAAUAUGCCGCAAGGGUCUGACAUCACGUUUCCAAAGUUGGGAUCCAAACAUCAUGUUCUGUGCCAAAGCAGAAACCGCUGACACUUGUUAUGGUGACAGCGGUGGUCCAGUAAUGGCGCCUUUGAAAGAAAAUUCAAUGCUCUGUGGUUACUAUGUGGUGGGGAUAGUAUCCUUCGGCACAGUGUGUGGUGUUAACUCCCCCGGGGCGUACACCAAUGUCAAAAACCCAAGCUACUUGGAAUGGAUAUCAAACAUUGUUUGGCCACAAAGCGAGUGAUGCGUAAAAUCCGCAAGGCCAAAAACUAGUCCAUUUAACCCAUCAACCAUCUAUACUUAUAUAAUAAUAGGUGUUCCCGUGCGGCUUUAUCCGCAUGAAACUGUGAAAAUUUCAUUUUAUUGUU
Molecule: messenger RNA, 1490 nt
Organism: Papilio polytes (common Mormon)
Lineage: Eukaryota; Metazoa; Arthropoda; Insecta; Lepidoptera; Papilionidae
Product: venom protease-like
Exons: 10
Coding region: 104-1366 (420 amino acids)
Biological process (GO): proteolysis
Molecular function (GO): serine-type endopeptidase activity
Source: RefSeq, a predicted model, not a curated record